This is a messenger RNA of Penaeus monodon (black tiger shrimp), 2103 nucleotides long. Its product is annotated as dopamine receptor 1-like. The record is from RefSeq and is a predicted model, not a curated record. The coding region runs from base 660 to 2015 and encodes 451 amino acids. Gene Ontology annotation, biological process: adenylate cyclase-activating adrenergic receptor signaling pathway. Gene Ontology annotation, cellular component: membrane. NCBI's taxonomy places the organism in Eukaryota, Metazoa, Arthropoda, Malacostraca, Decapoda, Penaeidae. The transcript has 8 exons. Gene Ontology annotation, molecular function: G protein-coupled receptor activity.
GGAAAAGACUCGGUUCCCGUACACCCCACGGUACACACCAGGCGAAACACCAGUGGCACUACCACAGCGGGGGAAGUGUAGCCAUGCGUGGCAGGUCAGAGUGGCCGCGUGUACCCGUGACGUCACGCGUGUAUGGGGCUGCGGGCCCGAUCUCUCCCACGUUACCUCAGUUGCAGGCACGAAGCCGUCGCGUCGUGUCCCCUGCCAGUGAAGGGUUGCCGCUCGCUCGCUCUGCCAGAAGGCCACCGACUGGCGGAGCCUCGACAGCGCUGUGCCUGCCUUGGCUGCGUGUGACUCGGCGAUGGUCGCGACGGAGAGGGAAUUAGUGGGCGUCUGCCGCGGCCUCUUCUCGGGCUGAGCUUUUAGAAACGGAGGUGCGUCCGUAUAAUUUACACUGUGGUGCCGCGGAGGGGGACCGGUGGCCGGUGUGAGUGUAGUGUCCUUGUGGGGAAGGAGCGACGCCAGAAAAGCCUCCCGAAGGACCCUUCGCUGAAGUCGAGACGAGGAGGAAAAUCUCAGUGUCCGACGAUGAGGGAUUGUGCGUGCCCAGCCAGUGCCAGGACGAGGCCGACCGCACUCGGUGUGACAAAUCAUGUGGAAUGAGGCUAAAAUGAAUCCCCGAGUGGGCGCGCGCGGCUCAAGGGCGAGGGAGCAUCACAAUGGGCGGCUUGGAGGCGUCACCGACGGCGUGGACGGAGGAGGUCCAGCACUCGAGUGUUAGCAACGUCUCUGACCCGACAUGGGGCAUGAAGGAAACUUCGUCCAACGGUGUCCUGGACUCCACCACAGGCAAAAUUCUCCUAGGCAUCAUCCUCUCCUUCGUCAUCUUCCUCUCGAUCUUCGGCAACGUGCUCGUCUGCGUCGCCGUCUACACCGACCGGAACCUGCGGAAGAUCGGCAACCUGUUCGUCGUCUCCUUGGCCAUCGCCGACCUCUUCGUCGCCUGCGUGGUCAUGACCUUCGCCCUCGUCAACGACCUCCUCGGCUACUGGCCCUUCGGCCCCAAGUACUGCGACAUCUGGAUCGCCUUUGACGUCAUGUGCUCCACAGCCUCCAUCGUCAACCUCUGCGCGAUCAGCCUCGACAGAUACAUUCACAUCAAGGAUCCCUUGAGAUACGGUCGCUGGAUGACCAAGAGGAUCGUCACCAUGGCCAUCGGGGCGAUCUGGCUGCUGAGCGCCCUCGUCUCCUUCCUGCCCAUCAACCUGGAGCUGCACCGUCCCGACCCAGACACAGACGCUGAAGCAGGGGAGGAGCAGUGCGCCCUUGACUUGAGCCCCGCUUACGCUGUCGUGUCUUCGUGCAUCAGCUUCUUCCUGCCGUGUUGCGUCAUGGUUGGCAUCUACUCACGCCUCUACCUCUACGCCAAGAGGCACGUCGAGUCCAUCAAGGCCCUGGUGAGACCGGUCACCCUCGGUUCGCUCGAGGGCGACACCUCUAGGCCGACCAAAGUAGCGGCACCGUGCCACGUGUCGGAGUCCAAGGCGGCGACCACAGUGGGCAUCAUCGUGGGCACUUUCCUGACCUGCUGGGUGCCCUUCUUCUGCGUCAACAUCGCCGCUGCCUUCUGCAAGACCUGUAUUCCCGACAUCGUUUUUAAGGUGCUGACAUGGUUCGGAUACACGAACUCUUCCUUCAACCCAAUAAUCUACAGUAUUUUCAACCAGGAGUUUCAGGAGGCUUUCACCAGGAUACUCACGUUCCGGUGUCGACCCUGUCCGUCCUAUGGAGAUGGCUUCAAUACCUCCUCCACCUCCUACGCCGCGCCAGCCUGCUCGCCAUGCUGCAGCUCUUGCGUACCUCAGAAACGCCGUCCAGGAAGGAGUGCAGCAGGAGGCUCCGGCGGCGGCUCAGGAUACCUGGACAUCCCCCGCCACCACCAGAACGGAUCCUCGACGGCGCUGACGGAGUACACUGUGCUCGACGCCGCCGCCACGCCGCGCUUUUCCCACGACCGCUCCAGGGCCUCGUCGGGAGAACGGUGUCUCAUCCUCGAGCAGAUUUCGGCGAUUUGAUUUUUUUGGGCGGGGUUAGAGAGGGAGGAAAGAAAGAAGGGAAUGAGCGAAAACGGAGGAGAAGAAGAAGGGAAAGUGAAGUGCGAGG